AUGAUUCCCCCUUGCGAUCCCUCUAUUCUAGAACAAAACCCGCAAUUCAAACGACUCUAUGAGAAUAUAACGACGAACCUGCUGAACCCAGAUGGCUCGACUCGCGCCCACACCGCUGAUCCAGCGCGUAGGGCUGUUGUGGAUGACUUGAAACAAUGUCAACUCCGAAGCGCAAAGAAGAGAAUUAAGGAGCACACCCUCAAGCAACUAGCUUUUACAUCGGACAGCGGACUCCCCGACGAGUGUCGCGAUACCCUCGCCCUGAUAGCGAUAUACCUCGAAACACCACGCUCCGCAAUAGACCCAGACGCACCCCAAGAUGCCCAAUCAUCACCACAAACCCCCGACGAAACCCUCACCCUCCUCGCACCAAUAAUCUCCUCCUUCUACACCCACAUCCCGGCCUUAAUAACACCCUUCUCAACGCUCCUCUCAAAUACACUUGCAACCCUCCGCGCCCUCUCCGCAACACCAGACACAGAUCCAACGCAAACACUCCCCGCCCCUCCGGCAACAAACCACCAAUCCCGCGCCAGAGCUCGAGAUCGCCGCGUGCGUACUUCGCUAGCACCCGCCCCACCUCUAGCGGCGCAGCUCCGUAAACGAGUUGAUGCCCUGCGCAGUACACAACUCUCCGAGCUCCCGGCUGCGCGUAGGGAUAUGGCCGCGACAGCGGCGCAGCUGAUGAGUGUGCGGGCCGCGGUGCUGGAGCGCAUGGUCGUUGUACUAGAGAGGGCGAAGCACGGGCUCUCGCGAGGGCUGUUAAAGCGCGCGCUGAGCACCUGGCUAUCGUUGCGCAGGGCAUUGAAGGGAAAGUGGAGUACAGUGACUAAACUUGAGAUUGCGGCGGCGCUGUAUACGCCUGAGACGUUGGAUGCGUUGGAGAGGUAUAAAGUGCAUUUGAUGGAUACAAGGGCUCGGCUUGAGGAGAGGAGGGUUGUCGCUGCUGAGGAGUUGAAGCGGUAUGAUGUUGAAGGAUUGGGUGGCUCUGGAGAUGGAGGGGCUUUGGUGGAGAUUGCGAGUCGGUAUGGUGAUUUGGUGAGGGAGGUUGAGAAUGUACGCUUGGAGAUUGCGAGGCUAGGGGAGUAG
Penicillium cataractarum is the source of this 1089-nucleotide messenger RNA. RefSeq lists its product as uncharacterized. The transcript has 4 exons. The record is from RefSeq and is a predicted model, not a curated record. Lineage: Eukaryota; Fungi; Ascomycota; Eurotiomycetes; Eurotiales; Aspergillaceae. Bases 1 to 1089 code for a protein of 362 amino acids.